UAUAAUCGGUCAUAACGUCAGAAAUUUCGGGUAGAUAACAUGUCAGCCUAGAGUUGUUAAUCCAAUGUGUUAAUUUCUUGAUACUCCGAAGUGUUGUCAUUCAUUAAAACGAUCGGAGCAAGCAAAUAAAGAAGACCUGGGUAAAAACGAUAUCAUGCGGUUUGUAAAAUCCCACGGAUAACCACACGGUAUUCGUUGAUGUCCGGACGCGGCUGUGAGAUCGCAGAUUUCGUUCCAACAUAUUCUGGGUGUAGUUAUUGAUGAAUUGGACCAAUGAGUUGUAGCUCACAUCUUGCUCCAGGAUAUAUUGGCUUUCUUGCUGAAAUUCAUGAGAAGGUUGCAGUGGACGGGAAACAACCCCUGCGAUAUAGUUUGCAUCGACGGUGUACCGCGUGUAGCUUCGGCUAUCCCCAUGGGAGGAAGGUGGACGGAGUAUGGAGGUUGGCGUUUGGAUCCAACGUGGUCCGACGGCUCAGGAGGACGCUAAGCAGCGAAAGGGAACCGAGGAGAUAUCUUGGUAGUUUUAUUUGUCGUUGGCUAAAACAUUGUCCCGUUGAAGGACCGCGAGGGACCGCGCGAUGGGAGUUGGAAAGGAUCGCGGAGGGAGCGGAGGAACGGGGCCGCGGUGAAACCUGACUCGCGUUUCCAGUUGGGGUACGGGCGGCGUUUCAUUUAUUCAAAGUAAGUUAUUGCGAUCGCUUCCAGCGACGGCCACCACAUCCUAUACCUUACCGUAUAAACCUAUACACCGUAUACCUAUAUACACACAACGAAAAUGCAACCAACCGACUCUCCGAUCGCGGACCAUUCCCUGUUGCGGGUAAUCUCUUGCGCGCGAGUCCAGUUUCAAGAAUUCACUCGAAAAACCGAAAGGCUGAGGGGCUUAAGGAGCUCCGGAAAAGAUAUUCAUCUAAUUCUUCAAUUACUUUCAACUCUCCGGGCAUUCUCUCCCAGCCCUGUCCAAAAACGUUCACAUUUCGAUCAUAUGUAUACAUAUAUAUGUACGUGUGGAUGUUCAAUAAUUGAGAAAAUAAAGCCGUGAUAUGAUGUAGAAGAAACCGGAGUAAUUGGAAU
Athalia rosae (coleseed sawfly) is the source of this 1074-nucleotide messenger RNA. RefSeq lists its product as uncharacterized. The transcript has 3 exons. The record is from RefSeq and is a predicted model, not a curated record. Bases 274 to 636 code for a protein of 120 amino acids. Lineage: Eukaryota; Metazoa; Arthropoda; Insecta; Hymenoptera; Athaliidae.